AUGAAAGCAAAAACCCGCAUAAAAGUUAAAACCUUAAUCUAUGCUAAAUAUAUUUCAAUUUCACAUACAACAAAAUUAAGGAAUUGGCUUCUUGGAGGCGCAGAACACAGACCGAUUACCGUACCGAACAAAGGGCUGAUUGGCAAAUCUUCUAUACUUGGCAUAUCACCCAGUGUCUUCAAAUCGAGGAAUGUUGUCUUGAUUAGCGUAACCUGA
Messenger RNA from Entrophospora candida, 216 nucleotides. The record is from the annotation of a GenBank genome assembly. Lineage: Eukaryota; Fungi; Glomeromycota; Glomeromycetes; Entrophosporales; Entrophosporaceae.